ACCGCGCAGCGGCUCUGCGGGCUGAAGAUGGCGGACGAGCAGAGCAGUGGCGGAGCAGCCUUCCCGGGCGCCUCGGAAACGGACGAGCCGGCCUCGAAAAGGACCAAAAUGAGUCCGGUGACUGACUACACGCUUAAACCCGCAGAAGGGGACCGGUUCCCGCGCGUCUGUGCGGGGCCAGAGGGCCCAGUAGCCGGGGUGGAGACGGAGGCAGAGCCGGUGAUGGCGGAGCUGCAGGAGCUGCAGGAGCUGCAGGAUCUGCAGGAUCUGCAGGCCCCGCCGGCCCCGCGGGGCGGAGACAACAAUGGAGCCGAGCUGCUGCAGCCAGACCCGCUCAGAGCCGCCGGGGGCCCGGGGGAGCUGCUGGGAGAGACCGGGGAGUCUGCAGGUUUUCUUGGACAUGACGAUCUCGCCUCCAACGGCCUCCCUGUCACCCCAGAAGACAUCAAUGAGGAAGAUGACAGAUCCUCACGCGCAAGCUCCAGUGACUGGACUCCUCAACCUCAAAUAGGUUCCUACAGUUUCAUCCAGCAUCACAUCAGAGAGACCGACCCGAGGGCCAUUCUGAGGGAUUUGCUUCCUGAGACGAUUCUCCCACCAGAUCUAGACGACAUGACUUUAUGGCAGAUUAUCCUCAACAUCUCAGAACCUCCAAAAAGGAAGAAGCGGAAGGAUAUUAACGCCUUGGAAGAUGUUGUCAGACUACUUCAUGAAAGCAAGAAGAUCAUUGUGCUGACUGGUGCUGGUGUUUCAGUUUCGUGUGGGAUACCAGACUUUCGCUCCAGAGAUGGGAUUUAUGCACGACUUGCUGUAGAUUUUCCUGACCUUCCUGAUCCUCAAUCUAUGUUUGACAUCGAGUACUUUAGACGGGACCCGAGACCCUUUUUCAAGUUUGCUAAGGAGAUCUACCCCGGUCAGUUUCAACCAUCGCCCUGUCACAGAUUUAUAUCCAUGCUGGAUAAGCAAGGGAAGCUGCUACGCAAUUACACACAAAACAUUGACACGCUAGAGCAAGUGGCUGGAGUUCAGCAGAUUAUCCAGUGUCAUGGGUCAUUUGCAACUGCAUCCUGUCUUUUCUGCAAGCACAAGGUGGAUUGUGACGCUAUAAGGGAAGACAUCUUUAACCAGGUUGUACCUCGAUGCCCGCGCUGUCCGGAUAUUCCUCUAGCUAUCAUGAAGCCUGACAUCGUCUUUUUCGGAGAGAAUCUUCCAGAAAUGUUCCACAGGGCCAUGAAGCAGGACAAAGACGAGGUGGACCUCUUGAUUGUCAUUGGCUCCUCUCUCAAAGUGCGACCAGUCGCCCUCAUUCCAAACUCCAUUCCUCAUGAAGUGCCUCAGGUUCUGAUCAACAGGGAACCGCUGCCUCACCUGAACUUUGACGUGGAGUUACUGGGCGACUGUGACGGCAUCAUCAACGAGCUCUGCCAUCGAAUCGGUGGAGAUUUUGAACAGCUCUGCUACAACACGUUAAGACUGAAUGAAAUCACAGAGAAGCCCCCGCGGUUACCGGAACAGCCAGGGAGCGAGGGCUUCUCCGCCUCCAGCGAGGCCAGUCCGGAGGAGCAGAAGCAGCUCAGCACAGACUCUCUCACCGCGCCCUCGGAGGAGCCAGAAUGUCUGACAGUCAAAGACACUACUGAUACAAACGUUACACCUCUAGAGCCUUGUCCAAACGCUCAGUGUCCAAGCGAGGAGACUGAUGAAUGUCCAGAGCUGCCAGCAGAGGACGCACCAAAAGACGAGAGCAGUGAAUUAAAGAGCCAAAGCUCCACCUUUGAAUUUCGUAAACGAUGCUGGAUGAGUCGAAUCAACAGAAGUCCAAUCAGUAAACGCCUUGAGGCAAGCCAGUACCUUUUUCAAGCACCAAAUCGUUACAUCUUCCACGGUGCCGAGGUUUAUUCCGACUCUGAAGUUGAGACGUCGAGCUCCUGCGGGAGCGACAGCGAGGAUACGGAGUGCAGCGCGGAUGGGGUGGAGGACGACAGCGAGCCGGAGGACGCUGGCGCAGACGCGGAGGACGGAGAGACGCGUCUCAAAGAAACAUCACAAGACAGUUUAGCCAAUGAGGAAACGUCGAGUGUGCAGAUGAACAAUUCUUCUGAAAAGACUCAGAGCGCCACACACCUGUAAAAGCACUAAUUGUCUUUUUAUAUACAGUAUAUAUAUAUAUAUGUUUCAUAUAUUUUUGAUUCAUCUUAUUAUUUUUCAUAAAAUUGAAAGGGUGUGACAGAUGUGUGUAUGCAGUAGGUAUUUCCCUUUUUUUUUUUGUCUUUUCUGCACCCAGUUUUGUCACAUGCAUUGUGUCUGAAACUACAUACUGUAUGCUACUUACGAAAUAGAUUUCAGUAGUUUUCUUUUC
Molecule: messenger RNA, 2359 nt
Organism: Cololabis saira (Pacific saury)
Lineage: Eukaryota; Metazoa; Chordata; Actinopteri; Beloniformes; Belonidae
Gene: sirt1
Product: sirtuin 1
Exons: 9
Coding region: 28-2130 (700 amino acids)
Molecular function (GO): NAD+ binding
Source: RefSeq, a predicted model, not a curated record